This is a messenger RNA of Pectinophora gossypiella (pink bollworm), 6632 nucleotides long. It is a transcript of the gene tn, whose product is annotated as RING finger protein nhl-1. Gene Ontology annotation, biological process: negative regulation of translation; protein polyubiquitination; proteasome-mediated ubiquitin-dependent protein catabolic process. Gene Ontology annotation, molecular function: zinc ion binding; ubiquitin protein ligase activity; protein binding. The transcript is spliced from 12 exons. The record is from RefSeq and is a predicted model, not a curated record. Bases 247 to 3948 code for a protein of 1233 amino acids. Lineage: Eukaryota; Metazoa; Arthropoda; Insecta; Lepidoptera; Gelechiidae.
ACUGAAUACGAUCUGAGUGAUCAGUAGAGUUCGGUUAGGCGCGCGCACUACAGUGCGCGGCGUCGUGUUAAAAUUGGUGUGUCCGUGAGAAUUAGCAGGAUGGCGCACUGUUUCGGCUAGGAGGUGCAGAAUCAACCUACAUAGCAGAGGGAGGCUUUUCAGGAGCGUUUGUGCGGGCCCACCGGUUGGGCGGGCCCGCCACUCCUACACAACUUAUUACAGAUACGUGAUAGCGACUAAACAAAGAUGGAGCAGUUCGAAUCGCUGCUGACGUGCUGCGUGUGCUUGGACCGCUACCGGAACCCGAAGCUGUUGCCAUGCCAGCACAGCUUCUGCAUGGAGCCAUGCAUGGACGGCCUCGUCGACUACGUCAGGAGACAGGUCAAAUGUCCAGAAUGCCGUGCGGAACAUCGGAUCCCAUACCAGGGUGUUCAGGGAUUCCCCACCAACGUCACUCUCCAGCGGUUCCUAGAACUGCAUGCUCAAAUAGCUGGAGAACUCCCCGAUCCCACUGCUGGGCAGGUCAUGGAGAGAUGCAACGUUUGCUCAGAAAAGGCUUACUGUAUGCCAUGUGCUCACUGCGACAAGAAAGUCUGCGAAGACUGCAAAGCAGCGCAUAUGGAAGUCCUUCGAAGGGAAAUCACAAGAAUCAAUAACCAAAUUCGUCGUGGUCUCAAUCGACUUCAUGAUAUCUUAGGUGUUGUUGAACGUAACACCUCAAACCUCCAAACUAACUGUGCUGCAGUGGCUGGGGAAGUCGACGAAAUUCACAAACGGCUCUUAAAAGCCUUGAAAGAUAGAACUGAUUUCCUUAGAAACGAAGUUGACCGUUACUUAGCUACUGAACUUAGAAACUUAACGCAUCUCAAAGAUAACUUAGAGUUAGAGUUAAGUAAUAUACAAAGCAACUGUGAUCUCGCUGAUAAAUACAUGAACGACGAUGUGGAAUGGGAAGACACUGAGUUAGUAGAUACUAAAGAAAUCUUCUUGAAGACUGUCGAGUUUCUGAGAAACUUCGAUUAUGAAGCUGGUGACUAUAACAGGAGGAUACGGUUUAUAAUGACUCAUGAUCCUAACCAGCUUGUUCUGCACGUUGCAAGUUAUGGAGAACUAAAUAUUACUCAGCCAAACGCUUAUGGUAAUGUACUGCAACAGAGCCAAGGAUUGACGAGAUCUAAAAGUGACCAUCGAUUGGCGACGCAGUUCCGUCAGCAAGAGGAGGCGAAGGGUUAUUAUGAAAAUGAUGAACCCAUUCUGGGUGGUCGUAAAUUCGGUGAACGCCGUCCACCACCCCCAGAAAGACAUACGAGAGACUAUGGUGCGACAGAUGACUACAGUGGCUAUGAAUCUGAACAUAGGCCAUCUCGUAGAUUCCGUUCUCGUUUCGUCAGGAGUCACCAACAAGAUAACGAUUCUGACUCCGAACAAACUAGCCGUGUUGUCGAAGAGAAGAAGAAGGAGAAAGAAAAAGUAGCUGAUACUGAAGACGCUACUCGAGGUCCUCUCAGUGGAAUAUUCAGACUGAGUGACUGCCCGCGUGUCAUGCAGAGGAUAUUAGAUGUUGACAGUGGUAAAAAAAAGGAGAAAAAGGAAGUUCCACCUCCACCUAAACCUGUUCAACCAACUCCUCAACCACAACCACAACGCCAAAGACCCCAGAGACAGCAAAGUGAAGAUGACGAGAUCUCUCGACUAAAAAGGCAAAAUAAAGGAGCGGCCUCUUCCCAAGAACCUGACCGGCCAGCUCCUAGACCAGCUGAGGAGGAUCGAACCUCUGUAGCCCGUAAACCCCCCACACCAGCUCGAGAGGCAUCCAGCGAUGGUGAAUCCGACGAAUCUGUUGGUUCUCUACAAAGAACGCGUGCUGAACAGCGCAAGCCAGCUGCGGUGGUGCCUAAGCCCGCAGCUGUGGCUCCAAGGAGACCAUCAGCAUCAGAGGCAUCCACACCGCACCGACCGGCCGCUCGCGCCGCUAGCACUGAAUCCAGCGCUUCGACUGAAAGUUCCGGCUCGGCGGUGAAACACACAGGUGCGAUACUUAGCAUCGCAGAGUUAAAAGCAAAAUAUAGCACUGGAGGACUCCCAGCAAAACCAGUCAAUCGUUUCUUAUCCGCAGGCAACGAGAGAGCCGCACCAGUAACGACAAACGGAACAGCCGGCGGCGCUCAACGGGUACAAAGUCGUUUCGUCGGGUCCCAGCGCCCGGCGCCCGCCCCGGCGCCCGCCGAGCCGGCAGCCGAAGACUCCGAUACGAGUUCCGAAGAGGAGACCGACUCGUCAGAGGAGAGCGAAGAGGAGCCUGCUUCGCAAAGAAAGCCCGAGAGCCAGGCGAUGGCUCGCUCAGACAUUGGUCCGCUGCUCGCGCGCAGUAAUAACGCUCGUAACGACGCCCACGACAACAAAUCUAAAGAAUCGCCAACAGCGUCUCGAUACCGCACGAGACAAAGUUCUCAAACCGAAGAAGAUGACAAACCUUCAUCUAGAUACGGCAGCAGCGGUUCAUCGUACAGUAACCGUUAUGGCAGUAAGCCCAGAGAAGAAGAGAAUACGUCUUCGUUCGAUGACGAAUCUAAAUACCCCACCGCUCGCUCGAGGUACCUCGCUCUGAAGGAGCGUCGCAACCGUCUAGCUCGAAGCAAGAGCAGUCACACCGGGUUUGGUGUAGGAGACGACGACGACUUAGAUGAACCAGUAUCUCCUACAACAGCGUCACCUUCCGCGUAUCUAGCGUCUCGAUACGGCUCCGGGACCGUUGGGUCGGAGUUGUCUCGCAGCCGAUCAUCGCACGCGUUGAAGUCCAGAGAGAGCUCGCCGGAGCGAGUAGCACCAGGAGGCGAGAAAGACGGAGCGGCCUUGAGUUCUUGGGCGAGAUACUUGAAGAACAAGUACGGAUCGCGUGGUAAAGAGCGCGAUACGAGUGGCACUUCGUCGAGCACAUCCCGUCGCCUGUCUCUCGGGCUGCCUUUACGUUCAGCAAAUGAGCUUGCCAGUUCUGAUGACGAUUCAAAAAACGCGGCAGGCUCCCCCAUCUCCCCUACGGCGGCUACAGCAGCGGUAGCAGGUUUCGCAGCAGCAGGUUCCUCCCCUAGGAGCCAGUAUCUGCAGAAACGCCGUUUACUAUUCAGUGUGGGGAGUCGGGGGAGCGAACCCGGCUGUUUUACUUGGCCUCGUGGCAUCGCUGUAGGUCCCGACAAUACAAUGGUCGUGGCCGAUUCCUCCAACCACAGAGUCCAGGUGUUCGAUUCAAAUGGCAUAUUCGUGAAAGAGUUUGGCCAGUACGGCAGCGGAGAAGGCGAGUUCGAUUGUCUUGCCGGUGUCGCUGUCAACCGUAUUGGACAGUACAUCAUUGCUGAUAGAUACAACCAUCGCAUUCAGGUGUUUGACCCAUCAGGCCGCUUCCUCCGAGCAUUCGGCAGCCAGGGUACUGGAGAUGCGAAGUUCAACUACCCCUGGGGCAUCACUACUGACGCUCUCGGCUUCAUCUACGUCUGUGACAAGGAAAACCAUAGAGUUCAGGUCUUCCAAUCAGACGGCACAUUUGUUGGGAAGUUUGGUUCAUUUGGUUCCAAACUGGGGCAGCUUGAACAUCCGCACUACAUCGCGGUAUCUAGCACCAACCGAGUUCUGGUGUCCGACUCCAACAACCACAGGAUCCAAGUGUUCGAUGUCAAUGGAAGAGUGCUUUCUUCCUUCGGCGAAGAGGGAUCCGAAGAUGGACAGUUCAAAUUCCCGAGGGGUGUAGCAGUGGACGACCAGGGCUACAUCGUGGUAGCGGACUCUGGUAACAACCGCAUCCAGAUCUUCCAUCCUGAUGGAACUUUCCUCCGGGCUUUCGGCUCGUGGGGUAGUGGUGAUGGAGAGUUCAAAGGCCUCGAGGGCAUUGCUGUCAUGUCUGGAGGCAACAUCAUAGUUUGUGACCGCGAAAACCAUAGGGUCCAGGUGUUUUAAGGUAAGGAAGAUUUUUAAUUAAUUAGUGCAAUUAUAAAUCAUACACGAAGAAAAUGCGAUGGCUUAAACCCUUUAACUUGUAUAAAAAUCUUUAUUUGUAAAUAAGUAUUUAUCAACAUUUUUAUAUUAUAUCAAAAUAAUGCAAUAAAUUAGCAUAAACAUCUACUAAAAUAUUUAAUUAAAUGAAAAUUCAAAAUCAGAACGUACUUUAAGGCGAGUAAGAAACUAAUAAAGAUACUAAGAAAGCGAUACCAAUCCAAUAAUACCAAUACAAUAAAAUAAUACUUAAUUACAUACGAAUAAUAUAACAAAAACAUCACAAGAGCAGCAAAAACAAGUUACUGUUCCAAAAAAUCUUAACUUCACUUAUAGGAGAAACCGAAAAGCACAGUAACUCAUUUAUCCGGGAAAAAAGUUGUGUUAGUAUCAGUAAAGAAAUAAAAAUACUUACAUCUACCUUCGGAGUCUUACUAACGAUGUAAUCAAUGGCCGGAUGAUUUCCCAAUGGCGGUGAGUUACCUAUUUUUCGGUUGGCAACCCUGAAAUGGCUAGCAAGUGUGCAACUUGACGACUUCAAAACAAACGCAUUAAUUUAUUUCGAAAAUGUUUGUAAGUACUUUUUUAUAAAACGCAAUGAUGGCGGUAUUCAUUUUGCAAAACUUUAUAUUUACCUGCUACAAUCAGUAUGACGACCAAUAUUGUUAUUUUUUCUAAAAAAAAUUGAACUCUAAAGGGACUUUACAUAAUUUUACAACAUAAUACGUGUAUCCCCAAAGGGGUAGGUACCUACUAGGUAUUAUGUUGACUUAACAGAGCUCCUUAAGUCCCAUAGAAGCUUAUUGCCAUUAACCGUACAUAAACCUUGGAAGCCACACAAACAAAACGGUUUUACUGGUCUUUCUAAAAUAUACUUUUCAAAAUACUUUACGCGGCGGUUGGUGCCUAAGGGAAACCAAACGAGCAUUUUAUUGACCAAUUUGAAGUCGUCCCUUUAUACACUAUGCUUAUCUCCAUUUCUAUGAUCUCAGGCCUGUAUAUGACUGGAAUAAUAAUUCGAAAGUUAUCUCCGGAGUCAAAUUCCCCCUAUUUUUGCGGCACCCAAAAUGAUUUAUUCAUCAGCGCUGGGAAAACAUUCGAUGAGCACAAAUUGUUAUUGUUUGUGAGUUUCUCACUUGGCUUGAUAAGAAUAAUUCGCCUUUACAGUCUGUUUCCAAAGCAGGUUGAAAAUAUUUCUUGUUGAAUUAAUGCGUACCGCUCGCUAUGCUCCGUUAUCGCCUAUACUUAGUGCCGCGUUUAUUGAUAUAUAUUUUACUUUCAAAUCAAAUCAAUUCAAAUAUAGUUUAUUGCACAGAACUUAAAAACUAUCAAAUAACACAUGGAUAAAGAAAAACUUGGUUUUCAAGUGUUAUAUUCACGCUUUUUUAAUAAAAAUAUACCAUAUUUUAUUUUCAAUUGAAUUUUUUUUAAAACAUUUUUGCAUUUAAACAUCUAUCAGCAAUGAGUCUGUAAAAUAGACCUAACACUUUCAACAUCAUAAUGAUCGACAAAUGAUUAUAAAAUAUAUAUUUUAAGUUUGCCAAAUGGAAUUAAAUACCAAAGUGAAGCAUUUAAAAAAACUGUGAAUUCCGGAGUCUCGUUUUAAACUGUUGGCAAAUUAUUUUUACCUCUGGGAGCUUUUUAUUCGUGAAAAUUUUCCUCCUCUUAAAAACGAUUAAAUGGAGCCUUCUUUUUCCUCGAGAAAUAAGUCGGUAGGUAACAUAAGUAAGUCUAUUUCUUUUCAAUAAAGUUUUCAUACAUAUUUAUAAUAUGUAAUUUUGUGAACACCGGAUAAUAUUAUAGAAGUAACAUUUUUGGGAAAUGUUAUUCUUUAUAUACUCAACAUUUUAUACGAAAUCAGAUUACAUUUUAUUCAUUUCGUUUCCUUCAUCACGUUACAUUAUGUCAGUAUAAAUUCGUCAUUAGUAUGCAAUUUUUAGUCUUUAAUGUAAUCAGUCAUCUUUACUAGUCGACUUUAUAGAUAGUCUGUUAACAUUCAGACCAUGAAAAUAUUAAGGUACUUAUAACUUUUCAUAAAAAAAUAAAGAAACGGUGAACGUGUGUAUAAACCUACUUAACAGCCAAUUAUCAAAUAAUUUCAUUGAGCUUACUUGGCUGUCAAAUACUUAAGAUUAUGUUAACUGGUUUUUUUUUUAUUUUUGUUAUGGCGGUGAUUUUUUUAUUAAUAAAAAAAUUUAUUCGAAAACUUCAAAAUGCUCGAUCAUUUACAUUUUAUUAAUAUCCGUGUAACACGCUGUCAAAAAUUUUUAUCUUUAAUUUUUUCUUAAAUUCUUCUUUUCAAAAAAAGGUAAGCAGAGGUUUUUAACUUGUCCGUGUAGCGUGUCCACGACAGGUAUAUCUUUAAGGAUCUCUUUUUGGGAUAUUAUUUUUCUUCACCGAAAUUAAUAAUUAUUAUUAUUUUUUAAAAUUACUUACUUGUUUUAAAUAUAUUUCUUUGUAUUUUCAUGGUCUAAAUAGUAAUGUAGAUAGAAUGAAAUAAUUGCAGCGUAUUUACAACGAUUUCUUUUAUUAAUUACUUAUAUUGAAUAUAAUAUUUGCCAUAAAGUCUAGUCACAAUCGGUUAUAUUCUGAUAUUUAUUAAUAAAUAAAUAAAGUUUUUUUAUUAAGUAUUUACAUGCAGAUAAGAA